UACAACAGCAACAUAUGUUUCUAAUAUUCACUUUGCAGGGAAAGAUGCAGCAUCACUCGUGACCCUAUGCUUGAAACAAAACGCUAGGUUUUAUCACCACUUCACUGGAUUUUAGACUUGUAUUAGUUAUAUUGAGGACUUCUCUUAAAACUUAUAUUUGCACUAUUGGAUACUUAGUCUUCAUUGACGGAUAGAAGGAAUCAGCAACAUUGUGCUGUGGUUAGAAAUACUUACUCGCGAGGGUAUAAAAAUAGAUAUAGUGAGAGCAAGAGGUAGCAAGUCACCAGCAAGCCUGAAUUAACGAGAUAAAAACGAAAGCUAGAGUUUGAUAAUAGUAGAAAAAACUGACUCGGUGCAUGCAUGGUCUGGAAUCAAGGUGGCUGUCUUUUGACGGUUCCAGAGGUUACAAUAAGUUCUGUUCAAGACAAGAAUAAAGAGGGACAUUGUAAAAUGUCGUCCGAGACGGAGGAUAGUAUUCCGGAGGAAGAAGGGAGACCAAAGGAGCAGGAAAUGGAAGCGGACUCAAAAUUGCAAAUCAUCAUCAACAAAAUCAAAGACUUCUUUAAGAAGAUUUAUGCAGUAUCCAAGUCUCUGUUGGGACUUUCGGUUUUACUUGUGCUUUAUUCAAUUAUAGGAAUGAUUAUGUUUCACUGGAUAGAAUAUCAGGAAGAGCUGGACCAGAGAGAUAAAGUUGUGAACUUCCGGGAACUCACGGCAAAACAACUGUUUAAAUUAAGUAAUGAAAUGCUAAAUGAAACUGAAUGGAUUCAAAAGUCCCGAGAAUAUUUGGAGAAUUAUGAAAAUUUGAUCAGGAACACACCCUAUGAUACCACCGAAAAACCACUUUGGAGUAUGUGGGGAUCUUUGUUUUUCUGUGCUACAAUUUACACUACAAUAGGUUAUGGUCACAUCACACCAAACACAGACUUCGGAAAAGUUAUGACAAUCUUUUAUGCGACAAUUGGGAUACCUUUAGCUUUAAUGGUGUUAGCAGAAGUCGGCAAAAAGUUAACCGUGGGUUUAAAGUUUCUGUGGAAAUUUGUAAGAAGAUACUAUUACACUGGAUAUUGCAUAAAAGUACGCCAGACGGGAAGUACAUAUAUGAAGAGCGGGUUUCAACGCGGGAAAACAGCUCUACGGAAGGCAUCUGUAAGAUCUGUUAGGCGACUUCGAGGUCGUCGGGAGUCCCCUGUAGACAAAGAAAACAACGAAACUUCCGAAACCAUUGAUAUUGAGGCAGGUACUGAUGUCAUAGGUUCAACAGAACUUCCGCUGGCAGUUUUAGAGGAAGCUGCGCAGAUAAUGGCGGAAUCGUCACUUGAGCAGGUGACACUUCAUGGAAAUGGCAUUCAACAAAUUACAUUGGUGGUACCCGAAACAGAAGAAACUGAAAGCACUCUCCACGGAAACAACAUCCAACAUGUUACACUGAUGGUUCCAGAAACAGAGGAAACGGAGAGCGCAUGCGGGGACUCUGUGACGUCAAAGGAGUCACACGAUAUGAAUGAUUUUGAAAUUGACGAGAAUUUUAACCUGCCCCUUCCUAUCGCCUCUGUUAUAAUGUUAAUAUAUAUCUUCUUAGGGACCUGCUUCUACAUGAUUUUAGAACAGUGGAAUUUCAUCGAUUCCUUUUAUUACGUAUUCAUUUCAAUAAGUACCAUAGGUUUUGGCGACAUUGUACCUGGUCAACCAGAGUAUUUCUUGGUGUCUUCAAUCUACCUUUUUCUCGGAUUGGCGCUUGUAUCCAUGUGUAUAAAUGUCGGUGUUGACUAUUUAAAUGUGACAAUAGAUAAAGCUAAAGUACAGAUGGACAAAGCUAGAGAUAAAAUGAGUAUUGUUGGUAGAAAACACAUGAAAAUUGCUGGAGAACAAUGGGGUAAAGCAAAAGUCCGAGCCAGGACGAAGGCUACGGAAAUGAGAACAAAGGCACGAGAAAAGGCCACGGAAGUACACAAUAUUGCCAAAGACAAGGCAAAAGAAGUGAGAAAAGACAUCGUGUUAAACGUGCAAAAUGAACUUUCAAGAAUGAAGUCAUCGAGGAAGAAAAAUUCUUUAGAUUCGAAUGGGAAACCUCCUUCCGAGGAGAAUGUUGAGAGAGAAGUGUCUGUGGACAGAACUUUAACUCUCCAGAGAGUCACACAUAGACAUGAUAAAGACAAAAUCGUUUUAAAUGGAUCUCCAAAGCAAUAUAACCCUUCUGGGCCUGUGACAGAGUUAUGAGAUGAGUAGAACGUUUUUAAAGUUCAUCUUAAGAUAAGCAAGGCGUCCUAUUGAGCAAAGACAAUGAACCACAUUUCUAAUUGAGAAUUCAGGAAUACCGAUCUAAAAUUUGUUAAAUGGAUCAAAUGGACAAAUCAUGAAGUCUUAAGAACUUCAACGAUGAGAUGAUCUUUCUCAUAGCGCUGUUUGGUCGAGGAUGAGAGCAUGGAAAAAGUUAACAGAAAUAAUUCCAAGAAAACAUGAUGUAACAAAAUGACUGUAUAAGAUUACAAAUUCAUGAAAUGUUGACUUGCCAAAGUGUUGGGAACUCCAAGGUUGUGAAACAACCAGACACGAAGCAAAUGCUUGUUCAGGAAUAAAACAGUAUGUCAGAAAUAGCUGUAUCAGACAUGUAUUUAUAUCAUUUUAUCAUUCAUGCUUCCUGGAAACAUACAUGAAACAUGGGAGCAUCAGGGUACAUAGCAAGUUCACUUUGUGUUUCAGUGUGUACAGAAGAUAAAACGAUGAUACAAUUGUUUCCUACUUCAAGAACAUUUCCAUUUCUAUUCACGUGUCCCUGAACUUGACAAUGCAACUUUUGUAUAUAUCAAACAAGCAUGAUUGUGUGUGUUCACAUUACCCUCCAAACUUACAUCAGGAGAGAGAUUGAAUCCUUAACACCAUCAUUCAUAUCAUAUUAACAUUUUUUAACCAGUAUGUAGAGUAUUCUCUUCCAUAAUACAAAUGUAUACCUACAUAUUCAUAUUAAACCUUUUUUUAAAAUCUCAAUUAGAGAUACAUAAUUGUAUAAAUUAUUCUAUUUUAAAUUGCGAAUUUCUGGGAACUAUAUCCAAAAUUCCCACCCAGAAAACUUUAUGACUCAUAUUUCGUUUUGCUAAUUAAGCUGUGCUAUUUCUCUUCUUAAGUUAAAUUUAGAUAUCAUUGCUGUAUCUUAAGGACCCAGGGAACCAUAACUCUCUUUUUUAACUCGACUGACGCGUCAAUUAGAUCGAAUUCCAUCUUCUGCCUUUUGGAAAAAGGAACACCUGUAAAUAUUUACACGUAGUUUUAGAAUCUUCAGGAAUGUUGUUAGUUGCUCUGAUUAGGGCAAUCUUUAACUAGCAAUAUUUGAAACCUAACUCGCUCUUACGACUUGUGCGAACGAAAGUAAUAUCAUGACAUAAAUGCAUAUAUGCAACCCCAAAAUUUCUAGCAGACCAUUUAGUUUUUACGAGAAUGAUAUACAAUCUACCCAUUAUUCUUGUAUCAUGGUUUUUGUAGUGUAUUAAAUCAUUUUAAUUUUCCAUACUGUCAACAUAAAACUUCAAGAUUUUAGUUUAACUUGAUAGGAAUACAAAUUGAACUGAUUGCCUUGUUACAUGUCAACUGAUGUGUUUUUCCUCUACACUUGUAAAAGGUUUUUUUUCACAAUAAGGGACUUGAUAGUAAAUGUGAGAUUUGAAAGUCAAAUAUGUUAGAUAUACUUGUUUAUACAGUCUUUUUCCAUUUGUGUAUGUACAAAAUUGAUGUUGAUAUCAUCACAAAAGAAACCACCUCAAACUCCAUAGCAACAUUUUAUUACUUUGGUAUUCUUUUUAUUUUGUUUUAAAUGGUUUUGUUUUUGUCUGCUAUUGAAACUGUAGAAUAUGUUUAUCAAAUUAAGAAUAAACCGCUCAAUUUUUUUAUGUUUAGGAAAUGCUGAUUGUUUUUAGCCAUAUUGUUAUUUAUUCGUUUUAGUAUAAGCCACGUUUAGAAAUACAUAAAUGAUCUUGUUAAACAAGUUAAGUGUCGAAAGAAAGUUGUUUGUGUGAAGGCGGUGGAACAGAAGUGGUAAUUGCGGAGAGAGAAUAAAAACUCACCAUUACAAAGGAUGAUCACCCUACUGAAAAAAAAAAAAGAUUGUUUUGGUGACCGAUUUCCUUCUACUGGCAAUCGUAUCCCCGUAUUGUUACAUUUUUGACAGUAUGCUUGUGAGGGCGAGUGUGUGCGUUGUAGUGAUUGUGUGAUUGAAUACCAUUGUUAUUUUCAUGAAUGAUUGUUAUCUGUUUAUCAUCUCCACCAUUCCAGUUAAUAAAUGUUUUUCUAAUUUUACAAAUAUA
Saccostrea cuccullata (small rock oyster) is the source of this 4298-nucleotide messenger RNA. RefSeq names its product potassium channel subfamily K member 18-like. The record is from RefSeq and is a predicted model, not a curated record. Bases 361 to 2220 code for a protein of 619 amino acids. Gene Ontology annotation, molecular function: potassium ion leak channel activity; outward rectifier potassium channel activity. Gene Ontology annotation, cellular component: plasma membrane. Gene Ontology annotation, biological process: stabilization of membrane potential; potassium ion transmembrane transport. The transcript has 2 exons. NCBI's taxonomy places the organism in Eukaryota, Metazoa, Mollusca, Bivalvia, Ostreida, Ostreidae.